GCUCGGCCUCUAUACUUUGAGCAGCAGCAGUCAUUCAUCACUGAUCACCAGCACAGCCGCGCGCAUCCACCGUUGCUAGCAAGGUCGACCAAGCAGCACAGAGAUGGCUGCUGCCUUCUCCUCCACCGUCGGGGCUCCGGCUUCUACGCCGACCAACUUCCUCGGGAAGAAGCUCAAGAAGCAGGUGACCUCGGCCGUGAACUACCAUGGCAAGAGCUCCAAGGCCAACAGGUUCACAGUCAUGGCAGCGGAGAACAUCGACGAGAAGAGGAACACCGACAAGUGGAAGGGUCUUGCGUACGAUAUCUCCGACGACCAGCAGGACAUCACCAGAGGGAAGGGCAUCGUGGACUCGCUCUUCCAGGCGCCCACGGGCGACGGCACCCACGAGGCCGUCCUCAGCUCCUACGAGUACGUCAGCCAGGGCCUGCGGAAGUACGACUUCGACAACACCAUGGGAGGCUUCUACAUCGCUCCUGCUUUCAUGGACAAGCUUGUUGUCCAUCUCUCCAAAAACUUCAUGACCCUGCCCAACAUCAAGAUCCCACUCAUCUUGGGUAUCUGGGGAGGCAAGGGUCAAGGAAAAUCAUUCCAGUGUGAGCUUGUGUUCGCCAAGAUGGGCAUCAACCCCAUCAUGAUGAGUGCCGGAGAGCUGGAGAGUGGGAACGCUGGAGAGCCAGCCAAGCUCAUCAGGCAGCGGUACCGUGAGGCUGCAGACAUGAUCAAGAAGGGUAAGAUGUGCUGCCUCUUCAUCAACGAUCUUGACGCUGGUGCGGGUAGGAUGGGCGGAACCACGCAGUACACCGUCAACAACCAGAUGGUGAACGCCACCCUGAUGAACAUCGCCGAUGCCCCCACCAACGUGCAGCUCCCUGGCAUGUACAACAAGGAGGAGAACCCCCGUGUGCCCAUCGUCGUCACCGGUAACGAUUUCUCGACGCUCUACGCUCCUCUGAUCCGUGAUGGUCGUAUGGAGAAGUUCUACUGGGCUCCCACCCGUGACGACCGUAUCGGUGUCUGCAAGGGUAUCUUCCAGACCGACAAUGUCAGUGACGAGUCUGUCGUCAAGAUCGUCGACACCUUCCCAGGACAAUCCAUUGACUUUUUCGGUGCUCUGCGUGCUCGGGUGUACGACGAUGAGGUGCGCAAGUGGGUCGGCUCUACCGGAAUCGAGAACAUUGGCAAGAGGCUGGUGAACUCGCGGGACGGGCCCGUGACCUUCGAGCAGCCAAAGAUGACAGUCGAGAAGCUGCUAGAGUACGGGCACAUGCUCGUCCAGGAGCAGGACAAUGUCAAGCGUGUGCAGCUUGCUGACACCUACAUGAGCCAGGCAGCUCUGGGUGAUGCUAACCAGGAUGCGAUGAAGACUGGUUCCUUCUACGGUAAAGGAGCACAGCAAGGUACUUUGCCCGUGCCGGAAGGUUGCACCGACCAAAAUGCCAAGAACUACGACCCAACGGCAAGGAGCGACGACGGCAGCUGCCUUUACACCUUUUAAGCAUGCCACUUUUAAUAUCUGAUGUUUUACCUACCUAAGUCCGCAUCGCAUCCAAGCGAUUGCUGGGCAUGUUUUGUUAAUAUAUCUCUAAAUAUAUUGAGUAUACCCAUUUGGCAAAGACCAAUACACCUACUUAUCAUUUGUCA
Molecule: messenger RNA, 1644 nt
Organism: Hordeum vulgare subsp. vulgare (domesticated barley)
Lineage: Eukaryota; Viridiplantae; Streptophyta; Magnoliopsida; Poales; Poaceae
Product: ribulose bisphosphate carboxylase/oxygenase activase A, chloroplastic
Exons: 6
Coding region: 104-1498 (464 amino acids)
Cellular component (GO): chloroplast stroma; thylakoid
Molecular function (GO): ATP binding; ATP hydrolysis activity; ribulose-1,5-bisphosphate carboxylase/oxygenase activator activity
Source: RefSeq, a predicted model, not a curated record